AUGGCGCAUUUUCCAACACUCGCCGAGCCGAGCUGGACAUCCGAUCUUCACGAGGUUCUGCCAGUGCAAUUUCUCCUCGUCGCGCUGAAGGAACUCACCGUCGUCGCGCCGCACCACUUGGAUGUUCGACAAGCGGUGAAAGAAGCUGGUGAGCUGGUGCGAAUCGAGGCAUUCAAGUAUAUCAAGGCCAUGCUUCGCCACGAUUUGGAUUCAGAUCCCGCAUCUGGGAUUAUGGCCAUGGACUGUUUUCUGGCAUUGGGGCUUCAUGUUCCAACGUUCUAUGUCGUUGCCAAGGGAUUCCUGCUUGACUUUCAAAGUGAUCUGCAAGGAGCGAUAUUACUUCUCAAGGGGCUUGAUGGUGGGGUAUUCCAUGUGCCUUUCACAUUUCCCAUGUUCAGAGACGUGCUGGAUUACUUUCGUCACAAUAGGUUCCAAGGACUCGGUUCCUAA
Penicillium subrubescens is the source of this 450-nucleotide messenger RNA. RefSeq lists its product as uncharacterized. NCBI's taxonomy places the organism in Eukaryota, Fungi, Ascomycota, Eurotiomycetes, Eurotiales, Aspergillaceae. The transcript has a single exon. Bases 1 to 450 code for a protein of 149 amino acids. The record is from RefSeq and is a predicted model, not a curated record.